UGGGAAGGGCGACCUGGGCGACCCUCCCCCGACGCGGCCCACGGUAGGCGGCCCCUUUCCGCGGGUUAGGUGGAAGCGGCCCCUCUUUCGGUUUGCAAAGCGGUUUGGGUUGUGAAGCUGGAACUGGAACCCAGCUGGCGGGUGGGCACCGACCUCACGGACCUCAUGGCCCACAGAAGGAUCACCAUCCGGGAGCUGGGCGGGUGCAUGGGCCCCAUCUGGCCCAGUUACUAUGGAAACUGCCGUUGUCUCCUGUUUGUGGUGGACGCCUCCAACCCCACCCAGCUCUCUGCGUCCUGCGUGCAGCUCCUGGGCCUCCUCUCCGCAGAGCCGCUCGCGGGAGCAGCCGUCCUGGUGCUCUUCAAUAAAACCGACCUGCCCUGUUACAUGACCGUGGAGGAGAUGAAGUCGUUGAUCAGGCUCCCAGACAUCAUCGCCUGUGCCAAGCAGAACAUCACUGUGGCAGAGGUCAGCGCCCGGACCGGCACUGGCCUGACAGGGGUGCUGCGCUGGCUCCAGGACACCCACAGAACCGGCAGGUGACCCCCAGGUGGGGAGUAGCCGGACCGCUCCGUGGGGAGGAGGCAGAGGACGGCCCUCAGGAAGACAGCUGACCCGGCGUAAGCCAAGACGGCGGGCUUCUGUGUGCCGGGCUGCGGUGAUGGGUAGACCGAGGCACCUGGGUUAUGAACACUCCUGACAGCUGACGCUGGGAUGAAGACCGUCCGGGGCCGGGAGAGCAGGACCGCCCCCCGGAGCGCUGGCCCUCCCAGGGGAGCCUGGAGGGCAGGGGGGCUCCGAUGGGGCCCAGGGGCCGGCAGGCCGGUGCCAGACUCUCCGGGCCAGAGUCCUCAGCCGCUCCCCAUGUGUCUCCACUGCGGCUGAGGGAGCCGGCAGGAGGACUGUUGACGGGUGGGCGCGUCCCAGGGCACCCACAGCAAAGGACCACAAACCGACUUAAAACAACCCAAGUUUCUGAUCACGGCUCUGGAGGCCAGAAGUCUGAAGUCCAGGCGUUGCGACUGGGGUGUCCGCAGGGUUGGGCCCUGCUCCUGGAGGCCCCGAGGGAGGACCGUCCCCGGCCUGUCCCCCAGCUCCUAGUGGUGGUGGUAAUUUGGGGGUCCUUGGCCCGGGGCUGGCUGAACGUGCAUCUCCACCUCUGUCCUCGCACACGGCCUUCUCCUGAGGACACCUGCCGUUGGACUUAGGCCCCGCCCCAAAUCCAGGGUGCCCCCGAGGUCUGUGAUUACCUCGGCAAAGGCCGUCUCCAAAAAAGGUCGCAUUUGCACGUUCUGGCGGUUACAGCUUGGACGGAUCUUUUGGGGGCCACUCUCCAACCCACUCUACUGUGCAGGGAGCGAACUGCCCGAGUGUGGUUGGCCGCGUCGGGCCUCGCGGCGCCUCUGGCCCUUCACCGCCCACAGCCUGGCACCCCCCCCCCCCAUGAGACUCGCCCCGAGAGAUCAUUCCUGAGUACGCCGCUGAGCAGCCGUCCACGAGAAUGACCUCCACCUGGAGGUGGGGCCCUCCUAGCUUUCAGACCCCCGGCUUCGGGAUUUGAGCAAAGCCCGGUUAAAAUCAUGAAGUGUUCAAAGGGCCUCUAAGCUGUCACUCAUCGGUUCUCUAGCUGAGGGGUAAGAACCCCAGCAAAAGGGGGAGCACGGUGUGAGCUCUGGGGCUGGGCCUUGGGGCACCCGCAGGCUGGAGGCCCCCCUCUUUACUUCUGAAUCGUGGACACCAUGUUCUACAUACUCAAAAAGUGAAUUGAAUCAACAAAAUAAAAACAGCAACUGAAAACGAAGAAGGAACCUCCUGAGGUGCCAUCGGAGCCCAGCAGCAGGUCCGCCAGCUUUUGUUGAACUGAAGCCCUCAGCUUCGCCCUACACUGUGUCCGCACUCUUCACAGCAGACCCACUGUGUGUGUGUGUGUGUGUGUUGCAGGGUGAACUAUUAUAUCUGUGAGGCGUUUUCAGGGUAAAGGAUGUGAACAGAAGAAAACCAAUUAAACUUUAAUAGCACCCCCCCCCCCACAACAAUACAAACUCAUACCUGAAGGUA
This is a messenger RNA of Phyllostomus hastatus (greater spear-nosed bat), 2058 nucleotides long. It is a transcript of the gene ARL16, whose product is annotated as ADP ribosylation factor like GTPase 16. NCBI's taxonomy places the organism in Eukaryota, Metazoa, Chordata, Mammalia, Chiroptera, Phyllostomidae. Bases 166 to 543 code for a protein of 125 amino acids. The record is from RefSeq and is a predicted model, not a curated record. Gene Ontology annotation, molecular function: GTP binding; GTPase activity. The transcript has 4 exons.